AUGAGCAGUAAACUCCAAGCUAGAUUCACAUGUGUCAAUGCGGAGCAACUCACUCGUCGUCAGGAAGCGCACGACAUCGGUCAACUGUCCAUUUCUGCCCAAGAGGCCGAACGGAGCAAAUGGAGGAAGGAUUACAACUUGUAUCAUUUCACGGGUGCUCUUCUCAGCUUUCCGCAUGUAUGCGGCUCCGAGAAAAAGAAAGGCACAGAAUCAGGUCUUGUGUCAAAUGGGGUAACUUGA
Messenger RNA from Fibroporia radiculosa, 240 nucleotides. RefSeq lists its product as uncharacterized. The transcript has 2 exons. Lineage: Eukaryota; Fungi; Basidiomycota; Agaricomycetes; Polyporales; Fibroporiaceae. The record is from RefSeq and is a predicted model, not a curated record. Bases 1 to 240 code for a protein of 79 amino acids.